Radiomyces spectabilis is the source of this 2926-nucleotide messenger RNA. Its product is annotated as WD40-repeat-containing domain protein. The record is from RefSeq and is a predicted model, not a curated record. The transcript has 6 exons. The coding region runs from base 160 to 2865 and encodes 901 amino acids. NCBI's taxonomy places the organism in Eukaryota, Fungi, Mucoromycota, Mucoromycetes, Mucorales, Radiomycetaceae. Gene Ontology annotation, biological process: positive regulation of rRNA processing; positive regulation of transcription by RNA polymerase I. Gene Ontology annotation, cellular component: nucleolus. Gene Ontology annotation, molecular function: RNA binding; protein binding.
AAGAAGCCGUAAGCGUUGCCCUUACUUCUCGGACAUCGUUGAUCAACUUUCUGUGUUUCUCUCUCGACACAGUCUAUUCUCCAACCCUAUUGUAGCUUCCAUUGCUGCGAUCGUUCUUUGUCGAGAUUACCCACGAAUCUUAGCUUCGCCCUUACUUGCAUGGCCAUGGUCUCCAUUACGUCGAAAACACCAGUGUCAUCGAAAAAACAGAAAGCCGCUGUCAAGGCCGUGGCUGACAAUACGAAGGAAAACGAUGACGUUAAUACACCAAAGUCGAAAUUAUCCCUCGAUCAGGUUGCUGGCGGCAAAAUCAGUGAAUAUCCCAUCGUAUUCACGAAAGACUCAAAAUAUUUCUUCUCCUGUGUUGGAUCUUGUAUCAAAGUCUUCAGCGUUGCAACGGGUGCCAUUGUGAAGGUUCUUUCUAAAUCACCUGCACUUGGAGGUCACAGCCGCCAAAUUACCGGGAUUAUGUUGAAUCCAAAAAAUCCUCUGCAGUUAUACUCUUGCAGUUUAGACGGCACAAUCAAACUUUGGGAUUUCAGCGAUGAAGUACUACUCAAGACUCUUCAUGUGGAACAUGAAGUUCACCAAAUGGUGAUCUCGCCAAGUAAUCCCGAUCAUGCCUUUAUUGUCGUCAAGAACGACCGUAUCAUAGCGAGCUAUCAUAUUAAAUUCGUUGUCUUUCGAUUCGAUCUUUCAUCAAGCGCUUCUGCGAAGAAUCGGAUGCGCCAGAUUCUGGGUUUGAAGUCUUGCAGCGAUUUGGCGAUUUCGAAGGAUGGGCAGCAUUUGGCUGUAGGUGGCGGAUAUCAAGUGUGUGUAUGGGAAAUCAAUGACGAUGAAGAAGAGGUUGCAUAUUCGCAAAUUCGUCGCUACAACGUUGCCGAACCCGUGACCAGACUCGCAUUCAAUCCUACAAAAUCAUGCUUGGCCGUUGGUGAUAGUCUGGGAAGAAUCACUCUAUUCUUCUGUUUUACACCUGACACUGCGAAGUAUCCAAUUACCACGAUUCUUCACUGGCAUUCAACGGCUGUGGGCGCGCUUACCUUUAUGGGGGACGGCGCUUAUUUGAUGUCUGGUGGUGAAGAAGCUGUGUUGGUAUUAUGGCAGCUGGAGACCACUCACAAGCAGUUCUUACCCCGCAUGGGCGGCGCGAUCCAGUCGAUUUCUAUUUCCCCCGAUCACAAAUACUAUUGUCUUGCUUUGGGUGAUAAUUCCAUUCGACUGGUUAAUUCGAUCUCGCAACAAAUCGAGCAAGUCAUUCAAGGUGUUCAAUACCGAGCUUUGGAUGAGGCUUCGAAGGGCCCCAAAACCGGGCUUGUUGUAGAGCCUCGCAAUCAUCACAUUGUCAUGAAUGGUGUUCCUGGUAACAUACAAGCUUACGAUACGUACGCAGAUCGACACGUUAUGGAUAUGCAAGUUGUGCCAAUGAAUCAAGUGAGCCGUGUUGGUAACUCGGAAAUCGUGCGACCCGAAGUGGAGCAUCUGGCUUUUUCAUCGACCGGCGAAUGGAUGGCUACAGUCGAUAUACGAGAUGAUGCAGAUACGACUCCGGAACGCUAUCUCAAAUUCUGGAAGUUGGAUCCGAAUACCCAGAGCUAUAUUUUGCAUACACGCGUCGACCAUCCACAUACAGAUCGUAUCACGUCAAUCACCUUCAAUCCAGGAAGCUCAUCCCAUGCUCCUAUGGCCGUGACUACUUCGUUGGACAAGUCGUUCAGAGUCUGGUAUUUGUUCUCGAAUGCGGCUCGUACGGACCUUCAACCUACAUGGAUAUGCCGAUCCAAUGGCGUUUACCGAAACUACUCCCCUCGAGUAGCGGCGUUCUCACACGACGGCAGUAUUCUAGCUGUGGCUUUUGAAAACAUCAUUACAUUAUGGGAUCCUUAUCAAAACAUCAUCCAAGGAGUCCUGGUUCCUCCAACCAACGAAACCAUUCAUAACUUGCACUUUUCUGCCGAUAGUCCUUACCUUGUAUCCGUUUCCGAUGAUCAUCUUUCUGUGUGGAAUAUGCUGACUUGUUCAGUAUGGUGGAGUUAUCGGAUGCAAGUUCAGCGAAUCUCGGUCGACCCAUAUUCCACUCAGCUGGCCGUUGUUUGCGGCAGUCAUAAACGUGGCAACUCCUAUAUUGUCGUUUUUGAUUCGGCAUCGCCUGUCCCCCUUUUGAUCCACACCAUGGAUGAUGAGUGCUUAGGUUUGGCCUGGGCACCAAAACGAUCGGCGGACACCUCAUCGGCAAAAACCGGCGAACUGAUUUACUUCAAUCAAAAUCAUGAUUUCGUUAUUCUCUCAGUCGUACCCAGGGAUGCCAAGGUCGUAUCGGAAAUUCAUCAUGCAGUUAGUUCCGUAUCUGAGGCAGCGGAGGCCGACAAAUCAGUGUUCAACGAUAUGUUUGGUGCGAGACGUCAAGAGCGGGAGGAUCAGGCACGAAAGAAUGAACUUAUUGAUAAUCAGACGGCCGCCCGAGACCAAUCGAUGCAAGCUGUUGACGAAGAUGAGACGGAGGACACAACCGAAUCUAUUUUGGAUGCCCCGAGCCACGUAUUGCCGAACCUUGAUGUCACUUUUGAGAGCUUCAUGGCUUCUCUAAUGGACCUUCGUAUCAGCAAGAAAGCUAGUGAAGAAUCCAUGGAAAUUGAUACAUCGACACCGGAAGCUAUCCCACAACAAAAUGCUCCUACUGCCGAUAACAUCACGAUUUUGGAAUCGGCUUCGCAAAGUUUGCCCACUUUAGACGCGUAUUUUGCGGAAGCAAGUCAGAAAUCACAAGUUGUGAACAAAUCCAGCGCAGACAACACCGUCUCGUUAUCAUCGGAUGAAGAUAGCAGUGAUGAUGAUGAAGAAGACCCCGAGCAUAUUGAAUGGUAAAUAGAUGUCACAUUUGCAUAUUUUAACAACCAAAUAAACCUUGAAGCAUCCUCAAUUGUAU